AUGUCUGGACAAGAUUCUGAACACUUUAGAGCUUUCCUAAAUCAAUUACAAAGGGAAGAACAUAGACCGGUUGCUUUGAAUGAAUUGAAAAAUUUGUUAGUUUUAAAACCAGCAGGUGAAGCCAGAAGCACUAUAAGAGAUGCAGGAAUUUCUAAGAUUGUUCAAUGUUUAAAUGCGUCAGAAAAAAUUCUUUUAGAUUUGGCAUGUGAAGUUUUAAAAAUAUGUUUUGAAAAAUUCCCGCCAGGUGAAAUCGUUACAAAUUACACUGGGCAUGUUAUGUAUUUGCUGAGACAUGAAAAAAGUUGUGUACGUAAACUAGCAAUUGAAGAGGUACACAAAGCAGUUAAACAGGAUAUAAAUCUUUUACCUGUUCCUCAAUACAUUGAUGUGUUUGUAGCUAUUGCUCAACUUGUGGGUGACCCAGACAUUGGUGUCGCAAAUAAAGCAAUACAUAUCACUUCUAAUCUACUACCUGAAGCUUACCAAAAAGUACUUGAAGAAAUGAAGAUUAUUUUAGAAUAUUCUGGUAGUAGCAAGUGUAAUGCUUAUGAGGUAAUCAUCGAAAUUUCUACAAAGUCUUAUGAAUUAUUCCAACUAAGUGUUGGUUAUGGGUACAUUGACCAAAUAAUAACAGAUCUUACAACAAAUGAUGUACUUUUGCAACUAAAUUUAAUAGAGUUGUUAGCAAGAUUGGCUAUAAAGCCCCAUGGAAUAAAUUACCUUGUUAAGCAAGGGGUCCUUAAGAAAAUCACAGAUUUUGCCAUAGACCUACCAAAUAAUCCUUGUGGGGGAUUGUUGGUCCCUGGUUACUUGAAGUUCUUUGGGUGCAUUGCUCAUUUUUACCCCAGAGAUAUAUUUGAAAAAUAUCCUGAACUGGUUGAAUUGCUCUUUGAUACUUUAGAGAAUGGUGAUCAAACUGUUCUGCCUGUUGCUUUAGACACGUUUGGUUUCAUUGGUCGCACAGUCGAAGGAAAAUUAUGUUUAGCUGCUUUUGGGAGCAAAUAUACUCAAGCUGUAGAUGGCCUAAGUCAAUUAAUAAAAAGCAGCACCACAGAUAUAAAAGUCCGUGCUUUAAAUUGUUUUGCAAAUUUAAUAAGUGUUGAAUCUGACCCUAAUUCACAAUCAAAUAGCCCUGUAGAUCACAGAGUAACACUAAUGACAAGGGAAUGGUUUCGAAGUCUUAGUUAUCGCCCAAAUUCAAUGGAAUAUUUAUUUGACAUGUGCAAAAAUCCAUUCCCUGAUAUAAGAUUGGGUGCUUUUGCUUUACUUGAUGCUGUUUGCCAACAUAGAUGGGGUGAAGAGUUGGUUGCUACUACUGCAGGUUUCAUUGAAUAUUUAUUAGAUCGCAGUAUUGACCACACAAAAGAAUCGAAGGAACUAAAAUAUGAUAUUAUUAGAAGACUCUCAAAUUCAGCUGCAUUUGAUGCCAAUAUUAUUACAAGACUCCAAACCUAUGUAGAGAAAGGUCCAUUUUAUUCUGAAGAUACGUUAGAAGUGGCAAUGGAAGAUGGCGACUAA
Chilo suppressalis (striped riceborer) is the source of this 1518-nucleotide messenger RNA. NCBI's taxonomy places the organism in Eukaryota, Metazoa, Arthropoda, Insecta, Lepidoptera, Crambidae. The record is from the annotation of a GenBank genome assembly.